GAGUGAGUGCUGGUCUGCGCUCCUCGGGGGCCUGACGUGGGGGCCGCGGCCCUUGGUUCCCGGACUCCGGCCCGCGGCGGAGGGACACGCGGCGCCCGGGCGUGGGUCCGCGCGGAGGGGCCUGCGCCGGCCGCGGCUGUGAAGGCGCAGCGGGGCGGCGGCGAGGGCGCGGGCGGCGGGGAGCCGGGAUGGCUGCGGCCGGCGGCGGCGGCGGCGGGGCGGCGGGCAGAGCCUACUCCUUCAAGGUGGUGCUGCUGGGGGAAGGCUGCGUGGGGAAGACGUCGCUGGUGCUGCGCUACUGCGAGAACAAGUUCAACGACAAGCACAUCACCACUCUGCAGGCAUCAUUCUUAACGAAGAAGUUAAAUAUUGGUGGGAAAAGAGUAAACCUUGCUAUAUGGGAUACAGCAGGUCAAGAGAGAUUCCAUGCAUUGGGUCCAAUUUACUACAGAGAUUCAAAUGGAGCUAUUUUAGUUUAUGAUAUAACAGAUGAAGAUUCCUUUCAGAAGGUAAAAAACUGGGUCAAAGAAUUACGGAAGAUGUUGGGAAAUGAAAUCUGUUUAUGUAUAGUUGGUAAUAAAAUAGACUUGGAGAAGGAGAGACAUGUUUCCAUUCAAGAAGCAGAAUCGUAUGCAGAAUCUGUGGGAGCAAAGCAUUAUCAUACUUCAGCCAAACAGAACAAAGGAAUUGAAGAACUCUUUCUUGACCUUUGUAAAAGGAUGAUAGAAACAGCACAAGUGGAUGAGCGAGCAAAAGGCAAUGGCUCUAGUCAACCAGGAGCUGCAAGGCGAGGUGUACAAAUUAUUGAUGAUGAACCUCAAGCCCAGAGCAGUGGUGGAGGGUGCUGUUCUUCUGGAUAACUGUUCACACUUAAGAAAUUAAACAAACUGUGGAUCAUUGCCCUCAACAUGAAGACUGCCAUAUUCCAAGUCACAUUAUUUUACCAAUGGAAUUAUAGAAUAACAGUAUUUUAAAUUACGUUUAUAACACUGCAGAGACCUUAAGUGCUAAACUUAGUGGAGUUUGUGACCAGAGAAUUGGCAUUUUUCUACAAAUGUUAACAAAGCAAUUACCAAUGGCCUUUUUACAUAUUUUUUUCUUUAAUAAGGAAUAAUAUGCAUGUAGAAAAAGACCUACUUAAAGGCUUCAUUUAUAUUCUUUUAAAUCAAAUCUUUAUUUAAUAACUUAUAUAUGUUGUUGGAAUGGUAUACAUUUUUGCAGCCCUUUGUAUUUUGUGGUAGUUUGAAUUGUAUCACUUCUAAAUGGCAAACUGUUUUUUUGUUUUCUUUUUUUUUUUUUUUUUUUUUAAUUAGCAGAUACCUGAAGUACUAUUUUUGCAGGGUUUGCACAGGCCCCUUAACUGUCUACUACUUUGAUAUAAUCUAUAUACGACCUGUAUGCUGAGCUGGUAAAACAUUGUAAAAUUACAUAUUAAAUACUUUAUCUGCUUUUACAAGCGCAAGGUGCAAAAAUAUAUACGAUAGUCUCAUUGAUGACUGUAAAGUGAAUUAACAUUUGGUGAUAAUGCCUAAGCUUUUUGACUCUGACAUAAAGAUCAUAGCUCCCCUUCACUUUUGUCUUAACUUGAAAGUGGCGUGUUUAAAUUUUCACAUAUACUUUACUUGAAUUAUUGCUGUUGUCAUAUUUUUUUUUUGCCUCUUGUAAGUCUUUUGAUGAUUGAACAACAGCAUUUGCCUUUUGGUUUGUUGGGGUUUUUUUUGUUUUGUUUUUUGUUCUGGGGGGGAUUUUUUUGGUUAAAAGAGAUGAAUUCUGCUGAUUUUGCUUUAGAGUGGUUACCUUAGAAGUAUUUGAGUGGAGCAUGCUGAGUUUCACUUCUGCAAUGGCUUUAGUUUUCUCUUAGACUUUAUGAGAGAUGGGUUCACUGGUGUGAGAAGAAAGGAAGAGGUCACAGUGAGUUGCCACUCGCCAAGAUUCAUUCAUACAGCAUGUUAGUGGGUAGUUUAUUCUCCUGGGGCAGCACUUUUAAAUCCUCUGUGAGCAAAUUGUAUUUGUUCAUUGCUUGCCAGAGAUGAACACAGAAAAGUUUGUUCCAUUUAAUAAGAGCUGUCAUUCUGAGUUUCUGUGAAGGGAAACAUUUCAUGUAAUGCGGUUAUAGCGAACACUGGAAAGAUUUAUUAUAAAAUUAUAUUCUUGUAUACUUUGUAAAUUAGUCUCAUUAGGUUUUUUUUUUUUUCCUUAAGCAUAGGACUGAACUUAAAUUUGUUAAUUUUAAUAGAAUCAGACACUGCUCAUAGAAGGAUCACAAAUUAUGGAGAUUAACAUAUAUUGUUCUUGUUCUAAUAUAUAUAUUUUUCCAUUUCUGUCAUGCUUGGAAAACUAGUAAAUGUUAUGUCUAAGAUAAAAUGGAAUGGUCCCUGGAUUUACUUCUUAAAAGAAGCAGUGGUAUGCAAUAAAGUUGUUAGCAUGAGCAAUUAAGACGAUAUAAAGAAGUUACAGUUACUAAAGAAGUACUGCCAUAUUUUUAAAUUCAUAGCUUAAACUUUCCCAAAUGGGUUUAAAGUUGGAUUGACAGCUUGAUAUUAGAAUUUUGACUUAGUAUUAAGUGUUCUGUGAGCCCUCACUUCACCUUCUUUAGUUACUCUCCUUGCCAGUCUCAACACACUGAUCUCUGUUGUGUGUGUUUGGGGAGGGUGGGGCGGUAAGAGUCAGGGAGAUAAGCUAAAAUUGUUUUUUUUUAUCAGAUGAUUGUACUCUGUAUAAUAUCUCCGUUUCCUGUGAAGUUUGUGUUUAUGCAGGGCAGCAGGGGAGACGAGGGGAAUCAUGAGUACAAAUACAGGAAAAAUUGUUUUUGUGCAGCGCCCCCACCUCCCCCCGGCUGGUUCUUCCACAGAUUGCAAAGAAAGCCUUGCCAUUUUUAUGAUUAUACAUGUAGAUGGAAAACAAGCUCUUCUUAGGAGUGAAAUGUUUUUUAAACUAAUUAGAGAUGAAUAUGAGAUUUUUUUCCAAAAAGUCGUCAUAAGGCCUGAUAAUUGGCGAGUUGUACUCUAGGUUUUUGACGCUUCUAUUAAUGAUAAAUUAAGUCCAGAUAGGAACCUCUGCUCCAGAGUUGCCAGAUAAUCAUUGAUGGGGUACAACCACUCUCCGUAUUUUUUUUUCUUUGCUCUCCCUUGGUUUCUGUGUAUCUUUCUAAACCUCAAGCAUUUCUUCUUAUUUUGAUCUGUAAUUUAAGCUGACUCAAUAGCACCAAUAAAUAAUAUGAAAUAUGUGUCCUUGCUCUGAAGUGUGAGAGGUCUUUAGGUAGGAAUAGGAUAAAAGAGGACCAGGCAGUUGCAGUAUGCACAUAAAGGAGAGAUAAAGAGAUGAUAAACUAAGGCUGAGGAAAUUGCUCUGAUACUUUCUUCACCUCUAACAUAUCUUUUGUGUUCCUGCCCUUAUACAUUGUGCUAUUAGGAAGAAGACACAUGUUACUGUAUUGUGUAUUAAAAGUAGUAGGUAGGUAGAACCAAUAUAUUUUUCAACUAAGUAAGUGUAUACACUUAGUAUAUAUAAUUAAAAAUUGGUAUAAGAUAGUCAUUAAAAAUACCUGCAUAUUAUGUUAAAAGUAUACAAUCAUUGUUUCUGUAAUGAUGAUGGGUAUUCAGAUUCUUAUUUUGCUUUGUGAUUAUAGAGGAAAAUACUGUUUUUAAAAAUGUAUAUUGCAGCAGUUUUGGGGUAAACAGCAAUCUGAAAAAAAAGCAUCACGUUAUUGUAUGAAAUAUGAGUGUUCGAAUUUGUUUUGUUCUGGGGAUAUCUCCUGAAAGUACCCUAAAGUUAUGGAUGUUACAGCUAAAUUUAAGUCUUUUUUUUUUUUUUAAAUAUUAGCCAUGUUAUUAGUGAUUGCUUUUUAUUUGGCAUUAAAGUGAAAAAGAAGAGUGAUACAGGUUUUCAGUAAGAAAAGAUAAAAUUUGGGAAAUAUGAAAGGAGGGUAGUGAGGAGAAUGAAGUCAGGUAGAUCUGAAACUCUACAACCUGAUAUUUUUAUAAUCGUUUUGAAAAUACAUUAUCAAGUCGUUUCUAAAUAAGGCAAGUUACACAUUGUGCCAAGUACUUAGAACAUAUAAAAAAAUGAAUUGUGAUACUAUGUCUUUUAAUAUAUAAUUUGCAAUUUUCUAUAUUAAAAUGCUACAAGGAGUCUAUGUCAUUGAUGUUAUCUCCAAAUAAUAGAAUUUAUCCUUAUUACCACUUA
This is a messenger RNA of Canis lupus familiaris (dog), 4185 nucleotides long. RefSeq names its product RAB21, member RAS oncogene family (gene RAB21). Bases 189 to 860 code for a protein of 223 amino acids. The record is from RefSeq and is a predicted model, not a curated record. Gene Ontology annotation, molecular function: GTP binding; GTPase activity. Gene Ontology annotation, biological process: Rab protein signal transduction. The transcript has 7 exons. NCBI's taxonomy places the organism in Eukaryota, Metazoa, Chordata, Mammalia, Carnivora, Canidae.